This is a messenger RNA of Arctia plantaginis, 1833 nucleotides long. Lineage: Eukaryota; Metazoa; Arthropoda; Insecta; Lepidoptera; Erebidae. The record is from the annotation of a GenBank genome assembly.
AUGUUUGUGAUCUGUGUGUCAGUAACUGCUAAACCAGAGAUGUGGCUUCGAUUCUCGCCUUAUAGUGUAGAGUUUUUGUCUCUUCAUAUUAACAGGAUGAAUUUCCUAGAGCAGUUCUUAUCACUGUUAAACCCCAAGAUCAUACGUUCACUGUUAACCUUACUACAAGCCGUGUUCCAGGCAAUAGACGAACUGGAACUUGACGCCCGAGAUUUUCCUCCACAAGCUGUGGUUACCGAUGGUCAAGAAUUUGACUUCAUAGUGAUCGGUGCGGGAUCAGCUGGCUGCGUGGUUGCCAACAGACUCACCGAGAUCUCAGGAUGGAAUGUCUUACUAAUAGAAGCUGGUGGGAAUCCACCGUUAAGCGCAAAGUAUCCAGGACUAGCUAACUUGGUUGAUUAUUCCACAUCGGAUUGGAACUACUAUACAGUAAAUGACGGUUAUACUAGUCAAGCUUAUCAGAAGAAAAGUAUUCACUUGACUAGAGGCAAGAUGCUUAGUGGCUCUAGUGGAGCGAACUACAUGUUUUACAUAAGAGGUAAUAAAAAGGAUUAUAAUGAUUGGGUCCAACAAGGCAACGAAGGAUGGGAUUACGAUAGAGUAUUACAUUAUUUUAAAAAAAGUGAACGUCUCAAUGACGAAACCACAACCAAAUAUGACUUUGGCAAAUAUCACAAUACAGAAGGAUACUUAGGGGUUACAAGACCGCUGUGGAAAAAAGAAACAGAAGAAUAUUUAAGAGCGUUUCAACAAAAUGGACACAAAGUAAUGUCAGACUGUAAUGGUCCGGAGCAAAUAGGGUACGUCAUGCCGCCAUUUACAAUCGAUAAUGGAGUUCGCCAACAUACUGCUACAGCUUUUCUAGAGCCCGUCAAAGACCGAAAAAAUCUUUUUGUAUUGAAAAAAACUUUAGCUAGAAAAAUAUUAUUUGAUGAAUACAUGAAUGCUAUUGGCGUCGAGGUGCGAUUGCCAAAUAAAAAAGUAAUAAAUCUUUUCUCUAGAAGAGAAGUUAUUCUGUCAGCAGGUGCAAUUAACAGUCCUCAAGUUCUGAUGUUGUCUGGAAUAGGACCUCGGGAGCAUUUGCAGAGGUCAGGUGUAAAUGUACUGCUGGAUUCGCCAAAUGUUGGUAGUAACUUACAAGACCAUCCUGCUGUUUUAAUCCCUAUAGGAGUCGAAAAGGAUCGAAGGUCCGUAAUUAACAACGUAAAUUUUUUUGUAAACUUGGACAAAUUUCCUUCUCCGUGUAUGAUGGGUCACAUUGCUCUGAAUAAAUCCGAAACUUACCCCGAUUAUCAAACAUCUGUAUUUCCUCUACCAACUUACUCGUAUCUUCCAACAAUAAUAUGUGGUUAUGUUCUUCGAAAAGAUGAUCAGAUAUGUAACACUUUGUUUAACGCUAACAAGAAGAGGAACAUUUUAUUCUCACUCCUAGUCAUGCUGCACCCGAAGUCCAAAGGUAUAAUAAGAUUGAAUAGCAGUAAUCCCGAAGUAAGUCCUUUAAUUUACAAUGGAUAUUAUUCUGACAAAAGGGAUUUAGAAAACCACGCUCGGUAUAUCGAAGAUUACAUCAGUGUAGUUAACACCCCGUAUUUAAAGAGUAUUGAUGCUGAAGUUAUCGAUGAAAAGAUUCCUCAAUGCAAGUCCCUACCCUUUUAUAGCCAUGAGUACUGGAAAUGUUAUGUAUUGAAUACAGUUACGACUCAGUGGCAUUCGUCAGGAACUUGCGCCAUGGGCCCGGAGGGUAAAGGUGUUGUAGAUGAAAGAUUAAGGUCGGUUUCUCCCGCGCUGCAGUGCCGAUCGUGGUUGCUGGGAAUUGCCGCUAAAAAUACCUAG